Vigna radiata var. radiata (mung bean) is the source of this 969-nucleotide messenger RNA. RefSeq lists its product as uncharacterized. The record is from RefSeq and is a predicted model, not a curated record. Lineage: Eukaryota; Viridiplantae; Streptophyta; Magnoliopsida; Fabales; Fabaceae. The coding region runs from base 1 to 969 and encodes 322 amino acids. The transcript has a single exon.
AUGGCCACAGUUGAAGAGAAGGAGGAGGAUGAGAAAGCGAAGCGGAAACCCCCGAGGCCGAAACGAAUAUGUUUCUCUUUCGCGGCGUACGCCAGCAGCCUCCUUAACAAUCUAAAAUCCUCAAACGUUGUAAUCGACGAAGGAUUAUCGGACCUAGAACUCCGAAACCUAGAAUCUAAAUUGAAAUUCUUGUUCCCACCGGACCUUCGCGCGAUCCUCCAACAAGGCCUUCCCAUAUCACAAGGCUUCCCCAAUUGGCGUUCCUCUUCGACACAACAACUCCAAAUUCUCCUCAACCUCCCCGCCUCCCUGAUUCUCCGUCGCGUCUCCAACACGCGCUUCUGGCACCCCUCGUGGGGCCCGAAGCCUCCCGACCCGACCCAGGUACUUCGCCGGUUGUUAAAUGAUGCACCGCGCCUCGUCCCGAUUUACCGGCAUUGCUACAUUCCCUCCUCCCCGGAGGCUGCCGGAAACCCUGUUUUCUACGUGGAUGACAGCGGGGAUGUCUGUUUGCUGAGCUUCGACUUGUCGGGGUUUUUCCGGGAGCUUCUGGCACAGGAAACGGAUGAGCCGGUGUGGGCUGCGACGGCGGCUAGGAAGGUGAGGUUCUGGUCGGAGCUGGGGGAGAACCAGUGCGGGAGGUGGUGGUGGUGGGGCAUGGCGAAGGAGGAGCUCGGGGGAUGCUUGGAUAGAACGGUGUGGAAAUUGAGAGAAGGAGGGUGGACGGAGGAGGAGAUACGCGAGAUGGUGACGGUGGAAGAGAAGAAGAAGAUACACGAGUUGAAAUUGAAUAACAAAGAGGACAUGGCGCGGCACGUGAGAGUCCUAUCAUUGGUUUUGCUGCGUGCGGGGUGGAGCAGGGAAGAUGUUGUGUAUUCGCUUGGGGUGGUUGGUGAUGAGGAAAAAUCCACCCUCGAAUUCCAUCAAGAAUCGUUAGAUCAACGCAACGUCAACAUCAACGGCUUCUAA